Varroa destructor (honeybee mite) is the source of this 1260-nucleotide messenger RNA. RefSeq lists its product as uncharacterized. NCBI's taxonomy places the organism in Eukaryota, Metazoa, Arthropoda, Arachnida, Mesostigmata, Varroidae. The record is from RefSeq and is a predicted model, not a curated record. Gene Ontology annotation, molecular function: cyclin-dependent protein serine/threonine kinase inhibitor activity. Gene Ontology annotation, cellular component: nucleus. Gene Ontology annotation, biological process: regulation of cell cycle.
UCUCAGUUUUGACUACCAAAGUCCUUUAUAAGCGCCAGCAGAGCUCAACGGCCCAGAAUUCGGUACGCUCAACGGUUCGUACAACAAAGUGAUCGCAUCACACCAAGAGUUCAGGCUGUUAACGUUAGUGGAUUACAACUGGCUACCCUAGGAUACUCUAAGCGACGGACUUCCCGUACCAUCAUGCCAACCAUACUCGUUCGUAGCGCUGAACCGACCAAGAUGACUUUCCGACGUGUACUACCUGUCAGUAGGCCGUCUGGUUUAUUGAAAAAAACUGCUGGGCCUCAACGUUGUUUGUUCGGUGUACCUGAUCACCAGGAAUCAAUCCGUGUUGCACGCAAUGAAAUAAAGGUCGAGCAACAGAGACUUACGAGCAAGUACAACUUUGACUUCGAGAACGAUGCACCGUUGCCCGGCGAGUACAAAUACGAAAAGAUCGACCGGUCGACGGAAGCUAUCGAAAGUCGCCUUCAUGAAGUCCUUCUCGUUGCGGAAAAGGAAAAUCUAAACGUCGGUACGUCCAACAGUGGCGGUACACAGAGAUCCAUUACUGAUUUUUACAUUGUAUCCCGCAAACGUUCCUGUCCACCCGAGUCACCCAAGGUGGCAAAGGCGAUGAACGCUAGCACUUCAACGACGACCACGUUACCUGAUUCUGAAUCAAGAAGACUCACACUCACUGAGAUCUGCGAGUGAUCUACAACCUAGUGAAUGAACCAGUAUAGCGCAACACAGCAGCCACAGACCCGCGCUGUUGUAUGGAUUCAGUAUUAACAACUGUCUCUGAUCAAGGCGUUGCACAAAAAACCAUAAGUCGUGAUCGUCCCGGUGAUAACUAUGUCGGCGUUUGCUUGUACCUCUUCAGCACACUCGACAUCAAAUGUACACAUGUAUAUCAGAUUUUAGAGAGAUAUGAUUAAACAGGGAGGUUCGUGGCCUGAAGUCAUAUGACGGCCCUGCUGUAUAUUUCACACACAAAAAAAUGUAUAAGAUGUAAUAUUAUUUCCGUUAGUUCACGCAGAUGAGAUUAGAAAUGUUUACUGCUGUCGUCUUUUGGCACCGCGAAAAAUUCAACAUUCCGCUAUGAACCAACAAGUAUGAAUCGGAAAAAGACCAGCAUGACAGGACAACAGCGUCGAUACGUCGCAGAGCUUUAAUCUACGUGGCAAUUUAACAUAAACGAAAGAAGAUAGAGUUUGAGAACGAGACGAAAACACAGUAUAAAAAAAUAAAAAACUAACUACCUAAGACGAAAUA